Molecule: messenger RNA, 1800 nt
Organism: Leptopilina boulardi
Lineage: Eukaryota; Metazoa; Arthropoda; Insecta; Hymenoptera; Figitidae
Product: bromodomain and WD repeat-containing DDB_G0285837-like
Exons: 3
Coding region: 763-1629 (288 amino acids)
Source: RefSeq, a predicted model, not a curated record
UUCGCACAAUUUCGGACGGUAGUGUACUACUACUACUAAAAAUAAGAAGGGGUGGACAUUUAUAUUACAUAAAUGUGAUGUUCAUUUCACGAACAUUAUGCUUCCUCGCAGAAAAUAUUUAAUUUAAUUUACAUUAAAAAUUUUAUAAAUUUAGGUUAAAUCACGGAGGAAUAGUAAGGAGACCGAUCUCUGCGUUUGAAAAUGUCAGAAAAACAUGUACGAUAAGUGCCAGGUUCAGUACAUUGUAAUCAACUACCAAAGUAGCUGAGCAUGCGCAUUGGACCUCAAUUUUGACAGAUGAAAAGUGUGGUUAUGCGAUAUACAUAUAUGUCACAAAAAAAAUCUUAAGGUGCUUAUAUACCUCAAAUUUCGAUCAGAUGAACAUUAUUUCUGGACCGUGAAAAUGCGUGAAAAGUCAUUUUCACGGCGGGUAUUUUUGAAUUGUUUUAAACAAAAAAUGUUUUUUUAAGAAAUAUAAUAUUAAAUAAUUGUUUUAAUAUGUAAGAACACUUUAAAAUAAUGAUAGAGAGAUGAUUUGAUUAAAAAAUUUAGCAAAUUUUGCUUUAAAACGUUUUCUGCUACAAGAAAGUGUAAAAUGACGAUGUUUGUGAAAUGGUUUGUACAGUGCUUCUUCCUUGUGAGUGUCUCUCAGAGUUUUGUUUAUGUUAUGUCGUUUCUUUUUAACUUGUAAUAAAUAAUGAGUGCUGAAAAUAAAUCGGAGCUGAUGAAAUUUAUGAGAGUAGAUGGUUUGCUUAUGAAACAAUGAGAUUUUUAGAUGACAGGGAUAAACCACGAAAACGAGUAAACACAGUACAAAUUACGGCUGAAACCUCAGACGAUGAAGACAUUAAUGUUGCUGAUGACGAUGAUUCCAACCAAUGCACAAUUCAAGCAUCAAUACCGCAACCAUCAUCACCACAACCAUUAACGCCACAAACACAAAUAAUACAACCAUUAACGCCACAAACACCAAUAAGACAACCAUUAACGCCACAAAUGCCAAUAAGACAUCAACCACAAACGCCACAACCGUCAACAUCUCAAGCACCAGCAUCACGAAAAAGAAAAAGGGGAGGAAACAAUGAUAACAGCAUAAUGUCAGAAUGUUUGGAUAUCAUGAGAAAUGCUUCAAACCGUCUUAACCAACCAAAUAGUAAUUCAUCAUUGAUAUCAAUUGUGGGAAAUCUUUUUAUGGGCAAAAUGCAUACUUAUAGUAUGCAAACACGGCAUUGGGUUGAACGUGAAUUAUUUAACAUUUUGGUAAAAGCUGAUCAAGGUUAUUAUGAGAAUCUGACCUCUAAUUUUCCUCAAUCAAUUUAUAUCCCACCAACAAACAAUGAGUCGAAUUUUCCAUCAUAUCCAUCAACUUCUACAAAUCAACACAACUCACAAUCAUUUGAGAAUCCCUCUUUUUUCCGACCCUAUAUUCCUCUGACACCAACAAAUUCACCAUAUAAUCCUUCCUCUUUUUCUUCUCAUUUGCCUUUCAAUCGGACACCAAGUCCUGCUAACACACAAUUAUCCAAUAAUUCACCUCAUUUUCAAUCGCAGGAGUCCUACACACAGAAUUUAGUUUACUCACAACCAACGAAUAAUUCCUCUUCCAUUCCUUCUCAAUCUUACUACUAAUCUACCAAGAACAAUAUUCCCGCACAACAAAAGGGUAUCCAUAGGAUAGCAUAGUAAUAUCCCACGAUUUGUUGGAAUAUCUUAAGGACUUAACAUUGUUAUAUAUGAAUGUGUAAUUCAUGCAUUAGUACAAAAUUUAUAUUAUAUAAUAAAUAUAUUAAUAUAUAAUAA